AUGACAGAGGUUAACAUAAACUACGACAACAUCCCUAAAAGUGCGCCUGAAGAUUCAAUUUUGAACGCGUUGCUGGAGGACUACUUCAGUUACAAGCAUUUUAAAAGCAAAACCCAAAGAAAUGCUAUUGUCAAAAUAUUGAAAAGAGAAUCUGACGUGAUUGUUUCGUUGCCAAAGGGACAUGGAAGGACUACAUGCUUUCAACUUCCUAUAGUAAUAAGCUCUCAAAAGGUGGCAAUAGUUGUUGUUGGUGUAUCGUCACGGAUUGAAAAGCAAAUAUCCCGUUUGAAUCGUACAGAUGUUUACGCAGAACACAUUCAUGUUGGGAUGUCUUCGGAAGAAUAUGAUGAUAUAAAAACCACUAUAAAUGAUUUAUCCAAUAUAAGAAGUACUCUAAACAGCAUACUGUAUGUGACGCCCGAUGUAGUCCCUACUGCUAACUUCCACAACUUGUUGCACCAUUUAAACGACAGAAAUAGUUUAGGGUAUAUAGUCGUUGACUUAUCGUAUUGUGAAAAUGACUGGUUAACAGGCCUAACAGAGGAUCGUUACGCAUUAGAUUUAGGUGCACUCAGAGACGAAUUCAUGGAUACAUCUUGGGUUGUCACAACCGAAAAAGCCAGACCUGAAUUUAUCGAUCACAUCAAAUCUACACUGCGUCUUAGAACUCGAAGGGCUGAUAUCCCCAGGGAUGCCAUACCUUGGUUUUCUAUGGAUAUUGAAGCUGAUGAUGUACUACUCGACCGUUGA
This is a messenger RNA of Acyrthosiphon pisum (pea aphid), 750 nucleotides long. Its product is annotated as ATP-dependent DNA helicase Q5-like. Gene Ontology annotation, molecular function: ATP binding; 3'-5' DNA helicase activity; four-way junction helicase activity. The record is from RefSeq and is a predicted model, not a curated record. The transcript has 5 exons. Gene Ontology annotation, cellular component: cytoplasm; chromosome; nucleus. Bases 1 to 750 code for a protein of 249 amino acids. Gene Ontology annotation, biological process: double-strand break repair via homologous recombination. Lineage: Eukaryota; Metazoa; Arthropoda; Insecta; Hemiptera; Aphididae.